Aspergillus uvarum CBS 121591 is the source of this 648-nucleotide messenger RNA. Its product is annotated as cysteine proteinase. The transcript is spliced from 3 exons. Gene Ontology annotation, molecular function: acetyltransferase activity. NCBI's taxonomy places the organism in Eukaryota, Fungi, Ascomycota, Eurotiomycetes, Eurotiales, Aspergillaceae. The record is from RefSeq and is a predicted model, not a curated record. Bases 1 to 648 code for a protein of 215 amino acids.
AUGGAACAUAACCUCUUCUUCAGUCAUUUUCUGCGCUUCUUGGGAAUUCAGGUAUACCUGAAGGGUGCGCGUCUUCACCGGGAUGCAACCACUUCCAUGCCAGGGUGGUCCGGGUGGGAACACGCCGUGAACAUCGCCACCCUGGCCGACCACACCCAGUACCUGGUGGACGUGGGCUACGGCGGCGACGGCCCCAUCCUCCCCGUGCCCUUGCUUGUCACAACCCCUGAGGUGAGGCUUCCCAACCUGGGCAUCCAAGAGCUGCGGUUACUGUACGACACCGUGCCGGGCCUCUCAUGUCAGCAAGGCCAGAAAUCCUGUCGUCCAUGCUACGCCUUCUCCGAUCUCGAGUUCCACCCUCGCGACUUCGAGGUCAUGAACUUCUACAUCAGCCAGUCCCCGGCUAGCUUCCUCACCACACGCGUCCUGGUCAUUCAAUUCCUGCAGCGGGAGGGUCAGAUCUACGGAAAAGUCGUUCUGAAUCAGGACAAGGUCAAGGUCAUCACGGGGGACAAGUCCGUGCUGGUCCAAACGUGUGCAACCGAGGCAGAGCGGGUUACGGUGUUGCGAGGGCGGUUUGACAUUAUCCUGGCGGGGGAUGAGCAGGAGGCGAUCUAUGGGAGAACCUCCGCUCUCACCAGAUGCUGA